Coccomyxa subellipsoidea C-169 is the source of this 696-nucleotide messenger RNA. RefSeq lists its product as hypothetical. Bases 1 to 696 code for a protein of 231 amino acids. Gene Ontology annotation, cellular component: membrane. Gene Ontology annotation, molecular function: carbohydrate transmembrane transporter activity. The record is from RefSeq and is a predicted model, not a curated record. Gene Ontology annotation, biological process: carbohydrate transmembrane transport. Lineage: Eukaryota; Viridiplantae; Chlorophyta; Trebouxiophyceae; Coccomyxaceae. The transcript is spliced from 6 exons.
AUGGACGUGGGAGGCUUUUUCGUGGCUGUACUUGCUGCUCUGUUCAAUGGAACCUUCGGGAUCUUCUCAAAAAUCAAACGGGUGCAGGAUGCGGAGGUGUCACCGCCCAUCUUCAACUUCUGGACAUGUAUCGGAAUUAUCAUCUCUUCCUUGCCUUUCCUGUUCGUCCACCAGGUGUUCACGCCUCUGGGGAUCCUGUCAGGCGUGUUUUUUGUCAUCUCGAUGGCCUGCACUAUAUUUGCCAUUCAAUUUCUGGGACUGUCAACUGCUGCCGGGCUCUGGAGUGGAACAGCAGGACUGGUGCUCGCACCGAUGGAUUUCGCUUCAGAGGAGGCCAAAGGCCUUGCGUACAUCCCUUCCAUGGGCGUUGGAGUGCUGGUAGCAGCCCCUCUGCUGACGCUGGCCUUCAUCGCUCUGGGCCAAGCACCCUUCCAGCUGAAUGCCAGGGCUGCUGCCCUCCCAGGCAUUCUCGCCGGUAUCAUUUGGAAUGCUGGGAAUGCGUGCUCCAUUGUGGCCACACAAAAUCCAAAUGUCGGCCUUUCCAUAGCUUACCCCAUCAUGCAGGCGGGCCUGCUGUUUGCCGGUCUCUGGGGAAUCAUCCUUUUCAAGGAGUUGAACGGCCGAGAGCAGAUUGGGUACUGGUUGUCCUCCAUUGUCCUGAUCGCUGGAGUCAGUAUGCUGGCCUCAUCAAAGUGA